Molecule: messenger RNA, 780 nt
Organism: Camelina sativa (false flax)
Lineage: Eukaryota; Viridiplantae; Streptophyta; Magnoliopsida; Brassicales; Brassicaceae
Product: protein IDA-LIKE 5
Biological process (GO): floral organ abscission
Source: RefSeq, a predicted model, not a curated record
AAUGUCAAAAUAAUAACUUUUAUAUGUACAAGAGCACAGGAUUAUAAGGUUAGAGGUUAUUUCGGUAAGAAAGAUCGUAAUCAAGACCACUGUAUACCAACUUUAUAUAAAUAUAUAUAGUAUUAUAUGAUGGUUAGUACAAUUAUUUUUCUUAUAACAUCAACCAGUCCCCCCAAUAACUCACUCACCUUAAGAAGAUCACUCUCAGUUUCUCUAUUUCUUCCAUCUUUUCCCUAUUUACCUGUUUUCUGAAAGCAAGCUUAUACUUGGCAAUAAUGGGCAAUAAACGCAGAGCAGUGAUGAUUCUAGUGGUUAUUAUGAUGGUGUUCUCAUGGAGGAUGUGUGAAGCGGAAGGCUUACGAAGAUACUCAUCAUCAAGACCACAGAGAUUUUUCAAGGUGAGGAGACCAAAUCCACAUCAUCAUCAUCGUAAUCAAGGUUUCAUUUAUGAUGAUUACCCUCCAGAAAGUUUCUCAGGGUUUUUGCCCAAGACAUUACCAAUUCCACCUUCUGCUCCUUCCAAGAAACACAACGUCUACGGUUUACAGAGAAUUAAUUAUUGCAAUCGCUGAUUGCCAAAUUCCAUCGAGAAACCAAACUCAAGGUCGAGCUAUUUUUGGACGCACGCCUACUUAUUUUAACCCUACUUGUAUCAUAGUUUGGAGAAUAUGUACCCUAUAUAUAUGAUGAACUCAUGAUUGAAUAAUUUGUAUUAAUGCAUCAUGUUGAUGUACUUCUUUGUUCUCUCUAUCACAAAACACUAGUAUGUUUUUUUUUGUU